This is a messenger RNA of Kluyveromyces lactis, 1092 nucleotides long. RefSeq names its product triglyceride lipase (gene LPX1). Bases 1 to 1092 code for a protein of 363 amino acids. The record is from RefSeq and is a predicted model, not a curated record. The transcript has a single exon. Lineage: Eukaryota; Fungi; Ascomycota; Saccharomycetes; Saccharomycetales; Saccharomycetaceae.
AUGAUAAAAUCGACGAAAAGGGUGACUGCAGCUGUACCAAGAACUGAUUACCGGAGUACGUUGAGUGGGACCGACGUUCUUGAGAUUUUCUACGAUGUCUACGAAACUGAGGAUCUUAGAGCUGUUCCCGAGGUUAACAUCGUGUUUCUACAUGGAACGGGUAUGACAAAGAGCAUAUGGGAAUGGUACGUGAAAUAUUUCCACAAACAGAUCCAAGCGAACCCUGAAAAAUACCAGUAUAAGCUUGGGAAGCUAAUAGCAGUGGACCAAGUGAACCAUGGUGAUUCCUGUGUUGCCAACGAGGGGAAACUUGGCUCUAUAUUCCAUUGGAUCGAUGGUUCUAAGGAUAUUAUCAAGAUAUGUGACGUUGAGUUAAAUCCUCCAAAACAAAACAGUUUCAACGUACUGAUUGGGCAUUCUAUGGGUGGGCAUCAAGCUCUUGGUUGCGGUAUACUAUCUCCAAACUUGUUUCAGCUUAUCAUAACCAUGGAGCCCGUUGUUAAGAUGCUUAACCCACCAAGUCCAAAGAAGAUCACGCUUUUGAGUAACAACUAUUUCAAUGCUAUUAGCAACAUGGUUCAAGACACCUUUGCCACAAGGGACGAGUACGAGGAGUUCAUGAGGAAGCGCAGCUUUUGGAGAAACUCUGAUAAAACUAUUUUAGAUACUUUCUGUGACGCUGAGUUGAUAAAACGAGGAUCGAAAUUCCACACGAAGACUUCAAAAGAGCAACACCUCAUCGGGUACAUGUGUCUCCACCCCUAUGCUUACUGGUUAAUUGACAACUUGAAAUGGAUUGAAAGCCCCGUGAUUUGCUACGUGGGUGGUAAAUCUAAAUGGUGUCCGCCGGAAAAUUAUCAGCUGUUACAGGACACCAUUCCUCAUUACAAACGCAUCCAAAUCGACAAUGUCGACCAUCUUAUGAACAUUGAAAAUCCGAACGUAAUCGGACCGAUGCUUCUUGGCCACAUUACGAAAAAACUCCAAUCAGCCUCAGUGGAUGAAUUACACAACAAUAGAGAUCAGUUCGAACCAUUGUACAAAGAAUUAGUCGCUACACGAGUCGUAAAUAAACCCAAAUCAAAGUUGUGA